Molecule: messenger RNA, 471 nt
Organism: Puccinia triticina
Lineage: Eukaryota; Fungi; Basidiomycota; Pucciniomycetes; Pucciniales; Pucciniaceae
Exons: 5
Coding region: 1-471 (156 amino acids)
Biological process (GO): translation
Cellular component (GO): ribosome; cytosolic large ribosomal subunit
Molecular function (GO): RNA binding; structural constituent of ribosome
Source: RefSeq, a predicted model, not a curated record
AUGCUCCGGAUAGGUUUCGCGUCUUCGCUCUGUCCGCCCUGCCUGCUAAUUUCCUCCAGAGGGGUCUCCGCGCGGAACAGUCGAGGGUCAGGUGAAAGCAACCAGCUGCCGGGCACUCAGCACUCGAUCGGAACACCAGCAGCCGAACACGAAGAACCCACCUCAAGAUGGUCAGUCACUCACACCCUCACGAAAGGUACAUCCUCCUUUGGUAAGCGCCACAGCAAGACCCACUCUCAGUGCCGUCGAUGUGGUAGGAGAUCGUUCCACAAACAACACAAGACUUGUGCCGCCUGUGGUUACCCAGCCGCCAAGACACGUUCGUACGAAUGGGGAGCCAAGGCUAAGCGUCGGCACACCACCGGUACCGGCCGAAUGAGGCAUCUCAAGGAUGUUCCCCGCCGAUUCAAGAAUGGAUUCCGAGAAGGCACCGUUGCCACCCGAAAAACCCCCUCGACCACAAAAGCUUGA